Bombyx mori (domestic silkworm) is the source of this 850-nucleotide messenger RNA. RefSeq lists its product as uncharacterized. The transcript is spliced from 5 exons. The record is from RefSeq and is a predicted model, not a curated record. Bases 124 to 753 code for a protein of 209 amino acids. NCBI's taxonomy places the organism in Eukaryota, Metazoa, Arthropoda, Insecta, Lepidoptera, Bombycidae.
AUAAAGCUGCGGGAGCGCCCUACAUCGCCACAACAGAACCAGCGCUCGUAUUGUUAACAUUAAGUUAUAUUCACGUUAAAUCACGAAAUAUUAGUCUCAUCGAAGAGCGCAAACGAAAAAAAAAUGUCACUUAUACUAAGAGCUUUGAUUUUAAUUGGGUCGGUUCAGUUCAGUGUCGGCAAUACAAUUUCGAACAACAAUUCACUUAUAGUCGAAAUGCCACCGGGAUGCAGAGGCGAAAAGAUGUGUUUUGAAAAAUCUAAGGACUAUCCAACCGAUAAAAUCAAUAGCCUAUUAAAUAGCACGGGUUGGGGAAUAGCCGACGCGAUCAGGGUGGUCGGUCAUCGACAAGGUAGCUUCGUAGAAAUCUGCAAAUCUAAGAUACUGCCACCUACACAGGUGUACGAAAUUGAAGACGAGAACGGCAUCAUUCGGUUCGUUGUUCAAGAUGAGAAGUUUAAGCAAAUCGUGAACGUCAUUAAGUGCAGUGACGAAGGGAACAUCACGAGGUCGUCUGAUAUAUACGAAAGAUCUUAUUUCGCUUACGGAGCAUUGAUAAGCUACAGCCUGACGUGUAGACAGGUAACAAUUGAUUUCAAGUUCCUGGUGCUCAGUAUAGACGGGCAAUCACUCGACACAGCUUCCGUAAGCGGAGGACUGCCAGUCUGUUGCUCUUGCAAUGUGGAGAGAAAAAAUAUUAAUAAUUUUAGCGAAUCGUGUUCGAAUCAAACCAUCGAAUCAAACCAUACUUAGUAUUAGGACGCGAUUUUGACGAAAAAGCAACACAAUGACUUAGUGAUAGAUUAUCUUAAUGAUUGCAUUAUGUCAAUAAAUUUAGACUGAACCAUAA